This is a messenger RNA of Epithele typhae, 4095 nucleotides long. RefSeq lists its product as uncharacterized. The record is from RefSeq and is a predicted model, not a curated record. The coding region runs from base 1 to 4095 and encodes 1364 amino acids. Lineage: Eukaryota; Fungi; Basidiomycota; Agaricomycetes; Polyporales; Epitheliaceae. The transcript has 8 exons.
AUGUCUCUCGACCCAGACUCCGUUCGUCACAACGCCGAACGUCUUGCCGAACUCGUCCAAGACCCCUCCACCCACGAGUACGCUGAAAGGAACAAUCGUCGUCUCGGUCUUCGCGGCGUCGGCGACCAGGCCUACGAGGAGACCCAAGAUGAGUUGGACGUCCAAGGGGCUCGAACCGUCGUCUUGGGCCAGGUCCCUCUGACCUUGCAAGCCGACGACGCCGUCCCCCAGGAUUUGAUCACCUCCUCUAUCUCCAGGGAACGCACCGGUGCGACCUUGCAAGGGAGCGAAUACCAUGACACCCCUCUCCAACCCCUCGACUACGCUUGGCUUAAGCGACAGAGCGAGGAGAAACGCACCGCCACCCUCCAGCGAUUGCUCCAUAAAAAACAUCGUCUCGUCAUAGGUCAAGACCUUUACUAUUUGCCCGACGACGAACGCUUGCAAUUUGGACUCAAGGAGACACGUCUCGACGCCGAAAUUCGCAUACCAUGCAACAUCGGCUUCGGAGCCAUCUUGCCCAGGCCCGAGAUGGUCCGACGCAGCGUCCUCUUCAAAGAGUGGUCCUUGACCGUGGCAUUCGACGGCCAAGGCUUCGCAUUUCGAGGGUCUCGCCAAGCUUUCCCUUUUGAUCCUGCCGGUCGUAUGUUGCUCAUCGGCCACACCGGCGCAGGCGCUCAAGUCUACAUGACCUGGAUGCCAAAGGAUGCCAUGCUCCCCGACGCCCCUCGUCCGUCCCAGUACACCACUCGGCCCACCACCAUGCGUUCUGACCUCGCCCGCGUCACAUGGGUCCUCGUCGCCUACUUUAUGUUCAAGUCUGGCUGCAACGCCACCUACCUCACCAACAGUUAUCCCAACAUCGGGCCCGACAACACCCUCUCAAGCGUCCUUAGCGUAUUGGAACAACGCAACCGAAAAGUUAUGCUCAACGUAGAGCAGCUCGCCAUGCUCAACCAGUCUAUAGUCUCUGGAUUCCAGGACUGGUUAGACGGCUGCCCACCGACAUACCUCGACAUCCCAGAGCUACGUGACGCCAUCCCAGCCGCAGUCUACGUCAAGUACGGACAAGACCAGGUCGUUUGCGACGGUGAAACGUUCGACGCCGACAAGCAAGCUUGGGCGGAACAGUACAACAUGGCUGAAAUACACAGCUUGGGCGUUGCAAUCACCUCCCAUGUCACCGCCGCCCUCGUCCUCUCUCGCGAACAAAUUGAUCCUGCCGACCUUCUCCGUGCCCACUCGAGAAUAUACGACACCCCCUAUCCCGGUAAUAGAACCCUCAUGACCACCGUCGAAGAUAUGAACGCCCUCGAUUCCAACGAAAACCUAAAGAACCUCUACGACGCCGACGGUUAUCCCAUAGCCAGGACCACCGUCGACUACGAUCCCGACAUGCCCUGCCUAGCCCUCCUCGCCGAUCUCAGAAAGACCACAGCAUUGCUCUUUCAAAGCCCAGAGCACUCCAUAUACCCGGACGAGGACGCAGAGCCUUCUUGGAAUCCCGGAGAGCGUCAAGAUUUCUACGUCGGCUGUACCCUCUACGCACAGGCUCUCACACAGACCUGGGGUCAGUGGCAAUCGCAUGGCGUCACCUAUGGCGUUCACAAAAUGGUCCAGCGAUUGAGCACCAAGAUGGCCAGGGUCCCGAACGGCGAGCCUGGGAUCCUCUCUCAGUCCUCACAAGGCUACAACACCGCCGUUCAUAACGCCCGCGAGAGCAAGAGCACCCACGUCGCUCAGCGCGGUUUAACCACCGGUGCUGCCGCCGGUCCCUGGGCCGUGACUCCCGCCGAAACCACCUCUGCACUGAAGCUCAAGAACCUGCUUGCCGAGUCCAUGCCCUGGUCCCGGCUCGACACCCAACUCUCCGGCAUCACCGAGACUUAUUUCCGGUUCGAGAACAAUCACGUCAUCAUCAUGCACAGACUGAAAGCAACAUGCACCGAUGGCGGUGUCUUUUAUGAGGAAAUGUUCUUCCCGCUCUCAGAGAUCAUUCUUCAUCCUAUCGUCUUUGAGCCUUUGAAGGACACCUUGGUCGCCAUGAAACCGAGGGAGUACGUCAACAUGUACAAGCACGUCACAGCACCCCUCCGGGCAUGGCAAGAGGCGAUCUGGCGAUGCAAAAUCAAACCGUACCUUGGUGUCCGCGGCGAGCGUCCUUCCCCUGUUUGGGUUGAAUGGAUCGCAAUCUUCGAUCGCUUGUUGAACUUUGCAUACACCGGCGCAGCAAAGGUUCUCACCCAUGGCGCCAUGUGGGACCUCUAUCUGUCGCAUUCUGUGGUAGAUCACGGAUUUCCUAUGCUCUCAAAGCUGCUCGCGAUCGUGGGCGGCGUGCCCACCUUUCGGCUCGAGGACUGGCCCGUCAAUAUGGAUACCGAGCAGCCCAAGACCGUCUCCCAGGCGUCGCAACAAUACACUUAUAGCGUUGGACACUUCUCUUACUUCCUGACAGACUUUCGUCUCGCCCUCGCCCCUUAUCACCCGGAGUGGUACCCGGACCGUAUCCGAAAAAUGCCUCCAGACCAGCGCUCUCUACACCUAUUGGGUGAGUUUAUAUACCUGUCCUUCGCCGACGACGUCAAGGACUUUGUCAAGACGGGUGUCGAGGCUGAGAUCAAGGACGCCCUCAACGACAACACCCAUCCCGAUCAUCAGGUAGCUCUCGACCGACGCAACAGUCUCAAACAGUGGCUCAGGCUCAAGCACUUUUGCGGAUGGGGGGACAGCGGAGGAAACUGGAUCCACCUCAUCCGCGCCUUGUCUUCCGAAGAAAGUGCCGUCGCGGCCGGUUUGCCCCCCUCUGGUCGGGAUUCCUACUCUCUCCAAAAGUACGCCGAGGAUCUCAUCAAGCAGGGUUCUACCACAACCCAGCCAUUCCGUGCACCCCUUCGGAAAAACAGUCCUCUCGGCCACGCUCUCCGCGUAUGCAUCAAUCACGCCAGGCAGCUACUGCAAUCCUCUUCCACCCAAGAUCAGAACGUCACCCUCCGCCUCAUCCUCGUCUCGACUCUCAGGUUUCACCACGUCAACUUCAUCCCCGACGUCCCUCCCUCUGCAACCCCCGGUGGACCUCUCCCUGCCAACAUCUCCAUCCAUGCAUGGACUCGACUCGGCUCCCCUCCCACUCCCAUCGAAAUGGCCACGUCCCGCGUUUGCACUCCGAGGGAGCAAACCGCUCUCAGGGUCCAAGCCUUGCACGACCAGGAGGUACUGGCCGACGUCAACACCGAUUGGUCUAUCAACGAAGUCACCCUGUUCGACCUCCACAAAUUCGUCAAUCGCCAGGCCCCUCCGAUCGAGUUCCAUAUGAGCAGUCAAUCCGCUCUCAAGGACGAGAUCAAGGAGGUCUACGACUGGGCCUACACCGAACUCACCAAUAAUUUCGGUCAUUGGUCCUGUCAACUCGCUUUCUUGCUCGCCUAUAUGCUCAGUCGCAUGCUCCCCAACGUCAACUGGACCAAGGGUUCCGCCUAUAACUUCGGCAGGCUCACGAUGACCUAUAUGAACAACACCUCUUUGGCCAAGACCAUGUUCCAACAGAUCCCCUGGGUAGCCGGGGAAAACUCCAACGGUAACCACGGCUUCACCGACAACAAGUCCUACUUCACCUGCGCAAUCAUCGUCAUCCUCUCUUACAUGCGUCGCGACUCCAUGUUCUACCAGUGCCUCGCAGCGGACAACAAAUUUCACGGAAAGUGGACCAGAAAACACGGUUCGUCCAACCGCUACCUCUCCACUCCACUUCGCCUCGUUUAUUCCCAUACCACAGCUCCCAAAGCGUUGGGCACCGUCAACUGGUACCGUAUUGGCCUGUGCAACACCGGCGGAAAUCGCUUCAACAACUCCGGCUCCGCGUGUUUCAACAAGGACUAUCAUGUUUUCGAGGAGGUGCAUCUACAACAGUACUAUAUGCGUCUUCGCGGCCACCUCUCCAACCUCCAAGUCGGCCCGUAUCUCUUCGCUCUCGAGGUCGUAGGAGCAGAGGGGUGUAAAGUCCUCACGGAUAAGGGUUUGAUGAAAAGCGAUUAUACAAUGUAUGUCGAACCCGUCGGUGACGCUAACAAGCUUAGAAAGUUCCCAAAUUCAUUGUAG